This is a messenger RNA of Diorhabda carinulata, 756 nucleotides long. RefSeq names its product GATA zinc finger domain-containing protein 15-like. Bases 1 to 756 code for a protein of 251 amino acids. The transcript is spliced from 2 exons. The record is from RefSeq and is a predicted model, not a curated record. NCBI's taxonomy places the organism in Eukaryota, Metazoa, Arthropoda, Insecta, Coleoptera, Chrysomelidae.
AUGAAUUCUGAAGUAACUGUUAACGAACUAACUAAUAAUAAAUUUAAUAAUUUAUUAUUUAAAACCACUACUGACUCUAACCCGACAAAUUCAAGUGAUACAGUAAAUAAUCAAAUAGAUUUGGAGGUACAAUCUGAUGUCAAAUGGGAAUAUUCAAAUUGUAUUCCUGAUUUUGACGGAAAUCCAAAUGACUUGAAUAGAUUUAUUUCUGUUAGCGAAUCACUCAUAAGUAAUUUCAUUAAUAGAACUAAUCCUAAACCUUUUAAAAAUAACUCGAGACCAAUAUAUGAUUUCAAACCUAAUUAUCAACCACCUAUUCAAAAUCAACAGAACAACUUUCCUUCACAACCAAUCCCAAUAAAUCAAAGAACUACACAUCAAAAUUUUACUAGAGCCUCACAAGUUUUCAACAGGCCCGAUCAAAAUAUAAACGUCUUCAGGCCAAAUCCGAACGCAAACUUACCUAAGCCAAGACCCAUGUCCAUUAGCACACGAGCUACCGCUCCAAAUAUCCAAAAUCAACCAAUAUAUAAAGGGCCGCCGCCAUCUACAAACAAUUUUAGACAAUCUAAACAGCCGAACUAUACUUCUGGAGAAUUAUAUAACGUCGAUAUUCAAGAAAACUAUGAUCCCGAAAAUUGGGAAUAUUUGAAUAAUAAUUAUGAUGAUUCUGAUCAUACUACUGAUCAACUUUACCUAAAUAAUUCUAAUUCUAAUAAUGACGAUAGAUUAAAUAGAAACGAAAAUUUUCGAUAA